CGCACAUUUUGUCGAUUCUAGCAGGCACAUCUUCACGUAAAUACAGGAAUCUGAUCAAUACCCAGGGAUAGAUAUAUAUCGACAUAUAUUGGGACUCUUGUGACCUACAUAAUAAGGUGUUUUAAAUAGGCGCCUGUAGAUCGGUCUGUCAGAACCUGCCGCAGAAAGUAUCGAAUGUUUACAAACAGAUACUCAAAAACGUAAAGGGCUCGGGAAUUGUCUGGUCUCUUAUAAAUGGACGUCAUCAGUUUUAUAACUCCAAUAAAACUGUAGCUGGUUUGACCGGAUAACAACACAAAUACACCAACUUUGUUUGUGUUUUCCUAGACGCGAAUUUUCUUCAAGUGAAUAUGGGCACAGAGAAAACGGAAGUAAAGUACGGGAUACAGGUGUCCGAGCGGUCCCCCCGACACACGUGGGACAUAGUGGCGGCCUUUGACAUCGGGACCAGCUACUCGGGGUACGCCUACAGCGACAGAAAAGAAAUGGACCUCAAGUCUGUCUCCUUCAACCAAUGGACGGGGAAUAUGGUGUCGGACCCUAAGGCUAAAGCCCCAACGACUGUGCUGUUCGACAAAAACAUGAGAUUUCAUUCGUUUGGUUAUGAAGCAGAGGAUUUCUACGCUACUCAAGUCUGUGAGAAGAAAAACGACGAUUGGUAUAGAUUCAAAAAUUUUAAAAUGGUUUUAUACCGGGAAAAGAAUGUACACCGAGAUUUGAAAAUUUCGGAUGACUCUGGAAGAGCGUCCUUGCUUGCGUCAGAGGUGUUUUCUCAGACCAUCAAAUCCCUCAAAUCCCACUUUGAGAACACCGUCAGGGAGAGGGCGCUGCAGUUUGAUUCGGGCAAUGUUCUCUAUGUCGUCACAGUUCCCGCAAUUUGGAAACAGUCGGCAAAACUUUUAAUGAAGGAAGCUGCAAUGCAGGCCGGAAUUCCAGAGGCCCAGCUUCUGAUUGCUUUGGAACCGGAAGCUGCCGCAAUGUACUGUAAAUCACUUCCGGAACAAACAUUGACGGACACGUUCAAACCACACAAACGGUACAUGGUGCUGGAUCUGGGCGGUGGAACAGUCGAUGUUGUUGUGCAUGACGUGUUAGAAGAUGGCGGCCUGGCGGAAGUUUAUAAAGCGUCUGGAGGUGAUUGGGGCGGAACGAUGGUAGAUCGCGAGUUUGAAAGAUAUAUUCAAAAUAUAUUCAACAGCGAAACGUGUUUAAAAGAGCUAUGGAAUUUAUCUCCAAGGGACGCCUAUGAUUUAGAGAGGGAGUUCGAAAUGCAGAAAAGACAGAUCAGCAACAAGGCUGCCGACAUUCGUCUGAAGUUACCCGCGCGGUUACAACAGGUCGGGAAGGUGCCUGUGACGUCAUCAAUAACGUUCGACCAUAUAUACGUUCAGUAUCCUAAAUUUAAGGAAUUCUUUGAGAAUCCCAAAAACCGAAUUAUAUCGCUGAUAAAAGACAUUUUGAAUGAGGUGGGGCGAUUGGACCAAAUCAUCCUGGUCGGGGGGUUCUCCAGUUCUCGAUAUCUUUACGAUCAACUUAAGAGCCACAGUGACAUUUCCGGCAUCGAUAUUUGUUGCCCAAAAGAACCUGGUUUGGCCGUGCUUCAAGGAGCAGUGUUGUUUGGGUACAACCCAGAAGAUGUUCGGUACAGGAUCUGUCGGUAUACCUUCGGGUUCGGUGUUCUGCAAGACUUCGAUGAAUCCAUACAUCGGGCGGACAAGCGAGAUAAGGUUGAUGGUGAAGAUGUCUGCAAGGAUGUGUUUGAUGUUCUAGUAUACGAGGGAGAAAAAGUCAAAUUCGAUGAUCCAAAAUUUGCCACCUCCAAAAGCAGUCACAGACAAGCUGAUAGGAAGCUUAUUCCAAUAAGGAAGGAACUGUUUGCUGGGAAAAACAUCCCCCGAGAUAGAACUGUGUAUGUUACGGAGGAAGGCAUUAAGUCCUUAGGGAAAAUCAUAAGUCAUGCCCCUAAAGAAGGGUGGUCAAACCUUGUAGAAUUCAAAACUAAAGUUUACUUUGGACAAACUGAAAUUAAAAUAGAAGACUUUGAUAUUACUAACAAUGUGACUGUUAACGUUGAAAUUGAUUUUCUGUGAUACAGCAAACUUAUAAUAACUGUCAGGUUAUUGGAGUUCAAUUACUUCUUUUAAUACUCUUUGCUACAAAUACUGUACAAUUACUACUACCUCUAUUUGAGUUAUUACUUCCUCUUGGCAGCCAACCAUGUACAUACAGAGUUUGACAGUUAAGAAUUUACGUUGGAUAAAAUGAAAGGAAAGUCAAUUGAUACAGCAAAAAUUGGUAUUUAUAAGUUUAACUCGAUUUUGAAUAAUACUAAGUGAUGCAAUAUUUUGUGGUUUUACUUUGUUACUGUAG
Messenger RNA from Magallana angulata, 2370 nucleotides. Its product is annotated as heat shock 70 kDa protein 12A-like. Bases 351 to 2090 code for a protein of 579 amino acids. The record is from RefSeq and is a predicted model, not a curated record. NCBI's taxonomy places the organism in Eukaryota, Metazoa, Mollusca, Bivalvia, Ostreida, Ostreidae. The transcript has 5 exons. Gene Ontology annotation, molecular function: ATP binding; ATP-dependent protein folding chaperone.